AUGGCCGCCGAUCGGCCUAUCCAGGUCACCCAGCAGAACAAAGUAUCGCUUGCGACUGCUAAGGUUGUGCCUGUGAUACUGGUCCUGAUUGUGGCAUAUUGCUCAUAUGUGGUUGUCGGACCACUGAGCAUCAACUACCUGAUUAAUGCCCCGGAUGACUUAAAGCCACGAGUCGCUGCAGGCAUAGCCAUACCGAUUGUAUGGUUUGCUCUCCUGAUACCUGUCGCCGCCACUUACCUUCGACUUCUGCUUGUGGUCUUCCUCGCGCCUGGUUAUACAGACAUCGGAAAUGAGAAGCUGCGCGAUGAUCCUUCGCCUGAGUUCUGGAUGCGAGAUGUCUUUGUGUGUGACGCCAACGGCAGACCGAUCUGGUGCAGCUUUUGCGAGAGCUGGAAGCCAGAUCGUGCUCAUCACAAUCAGGAUGUGGGAAGGUGUACAUUGAAAAUGGAUCACUUUUGUCCCUGGGUAGGCGGUGUGGUUGGGGAGCGUAGCAUCAAGUUCUUCCUGCAAUUUCUUUUGUACGCCAUGGUCCUGUGUUUGUAUCUUACUAUCGUCAUGGCAUAUUUCGUCCACGAGCGAAGAUCAAACGUUCAGUGGGAUCUUGCCUUGGGCCUGGGAGGUUUCUUUCUAUUCUUCACGCUUGGCAUGGUCCUCAAUAGUCUGCACCUGGCUUUUCUGGUUCUUCUGCCACCGGAGUUGCAAGCAUCGGUGAAUGGCAAUCUACCACUUGCUCCAGAACGUACUGCCCGGACACCUUCCUCAAGGUCACCUUUGGAAGACGACGAAGACAGUGAGCGGCCUCUUACAUCUGAAAUCGACGAUCCGUCGCACAGCCGCUACUUCAGUAAUAACAAUAGCAACAAUAGAGCCUUCCGACGUGCGACCAAAUCCGAAUUCUGGAGAGGCACAGUGACAUAUCCGCUACAGCCUGCGACAGAUCGGCCACCGCUUCCAGCACCUCAGUCGCGCACUUUUGCCAUACUGGAGACGCCACCUAGGAUGAACCCAUGGGAUCUCGGCACGCCGUAUCGAAAUUUCACGAACGUGUUGGGCGAGAAGAUGCACGAUUGGCUAUUGCCAUUGAAACGAUCACCUUUGGCAGAACACUCCUCGGAUGUGUCAUUCUAUCCGCUAGGCCCACAGUUCGAGAACUUUCUGGAGGAUGCUGGGCUGGUGCAGUAUUCUGCUUCGAACCAGAAGGACAGCACUGUCAGCAGUAGGCGGGGACGGAAGCGGAAAGUUGAUCCUGGUUGGCAGAAUGGGGAGAGGCCUGAUGGCUAUUUCGUGGAAAAGGAGACACGAAGGCAGCGGAAGGAAGCUAGAAGGGCAGAAAGAGAGCAGGAGUGGCAACGCGAGCGUGACGUUGUGCAAUGA
This is a messenger RNA of Recurvomyces mirabilis, 1374 nucleotides long. It is a transcript of the gene pfa5, whose product is annotated as Palmitoyltransferase pfa5. Gene Ontology annotation, molecular function: protein-cysteine S-palmitoyltransferase activity. The transcript has 3 exons. Gene Ontology annotation, cellular component: Golgi apparatus; endoplasmic reticulum. Gene Ontology annotation, biological process: peptidyl-L-cysteine S-palmitoylation; protein targeting to membrane. The coding region runs from base 1 to 1374 and encodes 457 amino acids. NCBI's taxonomy places the organism in Eukaryota, Fungi, Ascomycota, Dothideomycetes, Mycosphaerellales, Teratosphaeriaceae. The record is from RefSeq and is a predicted model, not a curated record.